Messenger RNA from Clunio marinus, 477 nucleotides. NCBI's taxonomy places the organism in Eukaryota, Metazoa, Arthropoda, Insecta, Diptera, Chironomidae. The record is from the annotation of a GenBank genome assembly.
ACUAUUUUAGACGCUGAAGCUUUUGUUGCAACCCAAUCCACACAUUCAAAAGUCGCCCUGAAGCUGAUCACACCCGACGAGCUCGAGAAAAUGAAAGCAGAUCUUGGAUUGGAGGAUAUUUGCAGAAAUAAUCCAUUGCAAAUUAAAAACAUUUCUAAAUAUCACUGCUUCAAGGUCGACUUUGAUGCAGUCCAAUAUCAAACAUGUUCUUCUUUUGAUCAAGAAGAACAUGUUGAUUUUUUGAUUGAUGAUGAAGAAGUAGAAGAAGAAGAGCAAUUUGACGUUCUGAUGGAUGAUGAAGAACAGGAAGAUGUUCUGAUGUUUGAUCAUGAAGAACAGGAAGAUGCUUUGUUCGACCAAGAAAAAGAAGAAGAACAAGAAGAAGAUGACGAUUGUGAUGGUAUUUUGGCAAAUAAUUUCCAUGACUAUGGUCCAUGGAGCCAAUUCCAACACAAUUGCUCAAUAGAAAAUAAAUAA